AUGCUGCAUUUUGUUAUGUAUGUCGGAUUUUUUAGUACAGGAAACUGUACCCAGGAUAUAUGGACUCAUUCCGGAUUUGAUAAUUGGCAAAAAUUUGGUACUAAAGUAAAUGGUCAUUUAUCUUCUAAAAACCAUCUGACAAAUGUAGAAAAAAUGAAUUCAUAUAAAAAACCAAAAGAAACAGGAUCUGUAAUAACCCAAAUAUCAUCUUUCCAUAAAGAAGAAGUGGCAAAAAAAAGAAAAUAUAUGUCUUACUUAAUUGAAAUUGUAUUGUAUUUAGCCAAGCAAGGUAUUUUAUACAGGGGGCAUGAUGAAAAAUGUGAUUCUUUAAAUCAAGGUAAAAUUUUAAACAAGAAAGUACAGGAAGAAAUUAUAGGAAUCUGUGCAGAUCUUGUUAGACAGACAAUUAUUGACAAUAUUGUUAAGACUGGACAUUUUGCUUUAAUGGUGGAUGAAGCCAGAAGCCAUAAACAAGAGCAGUUAUCUGUGUGUAUUCGGUAUGCAGUCGGUCUUGAAUCUUGUGAAAGGUUUUUACAGUUUGUUGAUGUUUCCAGUGGACAAGACGCCAAUAGUAUUGUUGCUGCUAUUUAUAAAUGUUUUGAAAAUUUGAAUAUUAGUAUGAACUCAUUGCAUAUGGUAGCACAAUCAUAUGAUAGUGUGAUGUCGGGUUGUCUCGGAGGUGUACAGACCAAAAUAAAAGAAAAAUAUCCAUGUUCAAUUUACACACAUUGUAUGGCACACAGGCUUAAUUUAGUUGUAGUAGAUAUGUGUAAAGGAGUUAAGGUAUAG
Molecule: messenger RNA, 789 nt
Organism: Metopolophium dirhodum (rose-grain aphid)
Lineage: Eukaryota; Metazoa; Arthropoda; Insecta; Hemiptera; Aphididae
Product: zinc finger protein 862-like
Exons: 4
Coding region: 1-789 (262 amino acids)
Source: RefSeq, a predicted model, not a curated record